AUGGGACAACAUUUAGAACAAACUCACAAAAGUAAGCUCAACUUUUAAAGGAUUUACAAUUAAUUAAAGGUGAACUAAAUAAAGUGUUUGUAUCUUUGCGCCAAGCUUCAUGCCGGGAUAAUGGUCAACUGGGAACGCCUUGUCGCCUUAAGGUGAUGGAACUGAUUGAGUUGCGUGCUAUGGGGUGGCGUCCGAACAUGGCGCAUAGUCAGUACUACAUAAAUAAGGUUGAAGAAACAAAGGAAGAGAAAACGGAACGCAAAAAAGACAGUCCACCGCCUGCGGUUCCUUCACAUAAGCCUAUAACCAAUAACUAUAACACGAAUUUCGGGCCUGCAUUUGUUCCGCCAUUUAUUCCUCAACAGGUAAUUCCACAUGAAAAUUCAAUAGUGAUUGUAUAAAAAUAUAUUUAAACUUACAUUACCGUUUUGUACUAUAUCAUUACAAUUUUAUAAAAUUUUAAAAAAUCACUUCAAUGCUUGAUUCUUGUCAUUAUGUUCAGUACUUUUUAGCCGAUGUACGACCAUCAACCCGUAGGUCCUGGCUACUUUUUAAUUCCAACAAAUACACCGUGGGGUACCGGAAUAAUGCCAGCCAAUAUGAUAUCUCCUUUUCAACAACAAAUGCGGCCCCCAAACUGGUUGCGAUCUAAUACGGUAGCUGCGGCGGUUGGUGCACAUUUUAAAGUCGACGGAUUUACAAAAAUGAUAAAGCAACCCCAACUGCGCGAAGAAAUCACUAUUAAAAACGCGGAUUCUGGAAAAAGUAAGAAAAAUAUUAAUUAUAAAACGAAUAGAUUUAUAAAACGUGGUUUAGUAUCUUCAUAAAAAUAAGGAAAUGUUUCGAAAGAUUGUUGAUAUUAUUUUAUAUUAUAUUUUAUUAGCACAAAACGGUUUAUAAGCCCUAAUUGUUUCAGUCAUGGGUGUAAAAGGACGUAGAGUGGCUGUGGUUGAAGAACUUAGUAAAACAGUGAUAAGCUUUCAAAAAGUGGACCACAAUUCUAAGUACCGUAUCCUAGCAAUCAGCGGUUGCACAUCAGAAAGUAUACAACAUGCAAAACGACUAAUUGAAGACACGAUUCGACGAAACGUAUCGCCUAAUAGGGUAGGUGUGGAAAUCAAUGUCAAAUAAUUUCAUGAUACAAUACGUUCAGAUGGAAUGUAACACUAUAACAAGAUCAGAACCUGCACCAGAAGAACCACACCAGGCGGUAGACGUGGAAGAACCCGACGUGACUAUAGAAACAGGAAACGACGGUUCGCUAAAAGUUUCUUGUGCGGAUCCCGAAAUGCUAGAGGUAAUUUAUUUAUAAGCUUAAAAAUUAUAUUAUUGUUAGAUACUUAUCUCCUUUAGUUUGCAUCUUAACGAAAAAAUUUAAAAAACCGCAAGCCCAUUUAAACAAGCCUAUUCUAGGCAGCACAAGCAGCAUUACGUGAGUACAUUAACCUUCGUACAAGCCGAAUGUCAAUAAAAGAACGAGAUGAAAAAAAGGAUAGACGCAAAUCAAUGCCAAUAUCGUCAAGUGCUACGGAAAGUGACACCAAACAAAUACCAGAAAAAAAGUGCGCCGAGGAAGGGAUGAUUCCUCAAAGCAUCAAUACACCUUUAAAGUAAUUCCUAUUCCGGCCUAAAGAAAGAGAAACCAGUAAACGUUAAUUAUCAUAUUUAUUUUAAGGGCUCAUGGAUCCACACCCAACUUAAUGACCGUCUCUAUCAAGCCACUCGAACAUCGGUACGAUCGUGAGGCCAUGUUUGCAAUUAGAGAAAAGCUGGAGUUGACCGACGCCGAUGAAUUGUUGGUUGAGAAGGUUACAAAACUCAACGUUGCGGCUAAACGAAACGAUACACUCGAUAUUGAAAAUUAA
Molecule: messenger RNA, 1865 nt
Organism: Bursaphelenchus okinawaensis
Lineage: Eukaryota; Metazoa; Nematoda; Chromadorea; Rhabditida; Aphelenchoididae
Source: the annotation of a GenBank genome assembly